AUGGUCAAGCAAAAGCAAGUGGGUGGUCUUGUGGACUUGCUACAUCAUCCUUUGGUGUUGAAGCAUUUAACGAGUCAUCCAGAAACUGAACUGGUUUAUUCAAAUAUACUACAUUCAAGUAUGAUUGACUAUCCCCAGGAGUUUCUGCAGUAUCAAAAUUUGUUUGAAACGGAUAGUAUUGAUCUUGUUAUAUGCGAUUCAUUUGCUGUCAGUUGCAUUGAUAGUGCAAUGGUGUCUAAAAUACCAGUAAUCAUAACAACAACAACAGGAACAUUUUUUGACAAUGGUGCGAGAUAUAUCAAUAAUCUACCUUUUACCACAAUCGAUCCAUCGACGCAACACGAAUCACCUUGGAAACGACUUUAUCGAAAUUGGAUUCGCUACCCCAAGUUUAUGCACGAACUAGAAAAGAAAUUAGACUACGUAUGUGCUUUUCAACAGAAAUUUGGUUUAAGACCCUCCGUAGAUGUGUCGACAGCUAAAUACAAUGAUAUCCCUAAAAUAAUCAACAAUGUGUUUGGGAUUGAAAUAGCAAGAGCUCAUAGUCCUUUAGUACAUUUGAUUGGACCCGUCAUGAGAAACGAUUAUCCUUCAUUUGAUAAUACAACAUUGGACUAUUUAAAUUCUCACCAUAGUGUGGCGUAUGUAGCUUUUGGCCAGCAUGCUGUUCCUAGCAACAGCGAUGUACACAUGAUUAUGCAAACAUUAGUCAUUUUAUUGGAGAAGCAAAUGAUCGAUGGCAUUAUCUGGGCUCGUUUAAACAAGGACCAGUUACCGGAACUGAUAAAAACCUCAGCACGUAGAUACUCUUUGCGGGAUAUUCUAGAUCAUAAAGAUAUCUACUUACCCAGAUGGGCACCCCAAUUUGCUAUUCUUCAACAUCCUUCCACCUCGUUCUUUUUGAGUCAUGGUGGUGUUGGCUCAUUACACGAAGCUCUCUUUAACCGCAAAAAAUUAUUUAUAUAUCCGUUUUUCGGUGAUCAGCCUGUGAAUGCAAUGACCAUUGAUCGUUUAGGCGUCGGGAAAUAUCUGGAUACUACGAAUCUAAACUAUAACUAUCAAGAUUACCAAACAUUGUACGAAAGAUUGUCCAUGCUGGCAGUCGAUCCGCAGAAAAAGAUUCAAGAUAAGCUAGAUCGUUACAGUGCAUUUAUUCAAGGGAGUGCUAUUCAUGCUGUUGUGCGAGGUGCGGAUAUUAUGGAAGAGAGUUUGUUUGCAAGCGAUGACAGUGGUAAAUUGUCUUAUCGCCGAGAUGUUGGAUAUGAUAUCCAUUGGAUGAAAAAGAAUGAUAUUGAUAUCUAUGCAUUGGUUGUGAUACUAUGCUUUAUCGCACUCAAAACGGGAUAUAUUGUAUAUAUAAACAUGUCCGAGGCAAAGUACAGUAAAUUGCAUAAAAAGAUGGUUUAA
Messenger RNA from Mucor mucedo, 1407 nucleotides. RefSeq lists its product as uncharacterized. The transcript has 3 exons. Gene Ontology annotation, molecular function: UDP-glycosyltransferase activity. The coding region runs from base 1 to 1407 and encodes 468 amino acids. Lineage: Eukaryota; Fungi; Mucoromycota; Mucoromycetes; Mucorales; Mucoraceae. The record is from RefSeq and is a predicted model, not a curated record.